AUGAGCUCCAACAUUACCAUCGUCGUUGGCGCAAGCAGAGGUAUUGGCUUGGAGCUGGCAAAAUAUGUCGCUCAUAAUCCUGAACACCAUGUCAUCGCGACCAUGCGCAAGCCCUUCGACCUGGGCGCAGCCAACGUUGACGCCCUGGAACUCGACCAGACCAACCAGAAAUCCGUCGAUGCUGCCGCUGCACACGUCAGGGAAGCAGACACAUUGAUCGUUAAUGGCGCUAUCGGCGAAGAUGAGCUGCUCACCAAGAUCUCUGCCGACCGACUCCUGCACUACCUCGAUACUAAUGUCGCCGGUCCUCACAGGGUCAUCAACGCGUUCCUCCCUGCACUGCGAGCUCGCAAGACCCGCAAGAUCAUUUACAUCUCGUCCACAGCGGCCUCGCUGGCCGGGCAAGUCGGCGAGAAGUGGGGGCUUCGCGGGCCCUAUGCGACCUCCAAGGCCGCUGGUAACAUGUUGACCGUUCAGUUCCACAACGAGCUCCAUGAAGAUGGAUUCACCGUAGUGGCAAUCCAUCCGGGCUGGGUCGACACCGAUAUGGGCAGGGUUGGGGGCGACGGUGCGAUGCCACCGCUUGAGUCGGUGCAGAAGAUCAUGAAGAUCGUUGGUGGACUGACGAGCUCCGAUGGUGCCAAGUUCUUCAACAUUGACGGCACUAUUCUGCCUUGGUAA
This is a messenger RNA of Cladophialophora immunda, 681 nucleotides long. RefSeq lists its product as uncharacterized. Gene Ontology annotation, molecular function: oxidoreductase activity, acting on the CH-OH group of donors, NAD or NADP as acceptor. The coding region runs from base 1 to 681 and encodes 226 amino acids. The record is from RefSeq and is a predicted model, not a curated record. The transcript has a single exon. Lineage: Eukaryota; Fungi; Ascomycota; Eurotiomycetes; Chaetothyriales; Herpotrichiellaceae.